CCCCAUGGCAACCACAGCAGCUGGUCCCUAGAUAAGAGGAGCUGGAGCAGGGCAGCGGCAGCCAGUGCUGCUGAGGAGUAAGAGCCCAGCCCUGAGAAGCACACCGCCUCUAGCCUCUCUCUCUGCCUUCUCAGCUCAGCACCUUCACUGACUGUUCUCUCUCUCUCCCUCCUGCUGCUGAGGAUGGCCACUGAGAUGAUGGCCACGGAGCCAGUGCAGCCUCUGGAGCUUUCAGAAGACAUACUGGACAAGUUCGAUCCUCACUGUGGCAGCUCAGAUGACCUUUCAGACCAGUUCAUUAAGGACUGUGACCUUAAGAAGAAGCCAAAAACGGGGAAGAAUGUUCAGGCCGCUCUGAACGUUGAGUCGGAGCAAAAGAAACCCAGGAGGAAAGACACGCCCGCCCUGCACAUUCCACCUUUCAUACCAGGUGUGAUUUCAGAACACUUAAUUAAAAGAUACGAUGUUCAAGACAGAGUUCCAAAGGUCAAAACAGGCUCAGCGCUUCACAACACCGACAUGGAACAGAAAAGGCCAAGGAGAAAAGACACACCUGCCCUGCACACGCCUCCCUUUGUUGCAGGUUUGACUCUGCUUGGAGAUGAGAGCCCCAGAGUGAUUAUGGAAGAUGAUGAAAAGGAUGGUGACAAGAUAACUAUUUAAAGACAUCUCUCCUGAGAUUGCAUGUAAAUAGGUUAGAUCAUUCCCAAUGGUGACCUAGAGGAAAAAAAUAGAUUUGUCUCUGCUCUCAUUUUGUCCUAGUCUGACUCUAAGAUCUAGAUGCCUCCUUCCCAGGAGACCUAAUGGUCAGGUUGCCCAUCACCUCCUUAUCUUUCCUCUUGAGCUGCUUUCCAGACCCACUUCUUGAACUACCAUGCAGUGAGAAGGAUAUUUUUCCAAAGUAAGAGGCGAAAGAGAGAGCUCAGUGUCUGCAAGCAAAGAACACAAGGAAAAAAUUGAAAAGGAGUCCUUUGCUCCUGGCUUAGUGGCUGGGCAAAGUCUGAGUCAGCAUCAACCACACCCACCUUGGAGGUCAGCAGGGUCACUGCCGCCAGUUAUACUGGUGAGAACAUUUGGUCUCUAGCUUACAGAAUGUUCUGAUGAAAUGGUUUUUCAUUUCUUCCUUCCUACAUCGUGAGUUCAACUCUGGUCACACUCUGAAGCCCCUCUUUACAGAUGCUAUAAAAUGUUCAAGAAGAAGUAGCCAGUCCACUGUGCAAUAGCUGAAGAUGUCAGAGGCAGAGAGUUCUGGUCUACAUAGGUCUUUUAAUUAAUUUUAUUGUUAAAAAUGAGAGUUCUUAACUAUGCUGGUUAUCUUGACGUUUGUGAAUUUUGUCAUAAGUGAGUUAUCACUAAUGGUAGGUAAAUCAAUACCAGUGAUGGUAAGGAGUUUAUUUUUAAAAAUUUAAGGCUGGUUGAAGGUUGUUCUAAUAUCUUCAUCUCACUUAUUUAGACUGAAAUAUGCUUUCUUGUAUAGGAGGUGGGGUUGUCUAGUGAAUAUGAAUAUGCAUUUAAUUUCUGUGCAGCUGGCAAUCUCUGUAUGCCUGUGGGGGCCUUUGCAUAUAGAAUUCAUCCACCAGACAGCCAACAGGGAGAAGGUGAGGAGUGUUAGAUGGAAAAGGAGCAGAGGAUCUAGAGGAGGAGCAUGGGAUGGUUCUGUAUAUACUUGAGUUCUAUCUAGCUGUUAUCCUUUCUGUCCCCUUGCAAAGAUGCAAAAGAUGCAAGACAUUUCAGAAAUAAAGAUGCCUCUGCACACA
Molecule: messenger RNA, 1757 nt
Organism: Mesocricetus auratus (golden hamster)
Lineage: Eukaryota; Metazoa; Chordata; Mammalia; Rodentia; Cricetidae
Gene: Ppp1r17
Product: protein phosphatase 1 regulatory subunit 17
Exons: 5
Coding region: 184-663 (159 amino acids)
Biological process (GO): regulation of phosphatase activity
Molecular function (GO): protein phosphatase inhibitor activity
Source: RefSeq, a predicted model, not a curated record